UGAGAGACGACCGAGAGACGACUGGGAGACGACCGAGAGACGACUGAGAGACGACUGAGAGACGACUGAGAGACGACCACCCAGGGAUGAGUCGUCCAGGCAGCAUCAGGUCGUCUUUGUCUCUCUGUUCUCUGGGGGACAACUGCUCUGACCAUCACCAGCUCGGGACAUCAGGCCACGCCCCCACGGUCGGCUCCGCCCUGCAGCCCCUCUUGUUUCCCACCGUGGACGUUCCUGACCACGCCCACUACAUCAUCGGCUCGGUCAUUCUGUUGGUGGGGGUGACGGGAAUCCUCGGUAACGCUCUGGUCAUCUACGUGUUCUGUCGCAGUCGGACUCUUCAGUCGCCUAGCAACCUGCUGGUGGUCAACCUGGCGGCCGCCGACUUCCUGAUGUCUCUGACGCAGUCUCCUGUCUUCUUCGUGGCCAGCCUGCACCGCCGCUGGGUGUUUGGAGAGCACGCCUGUGAGCUCUACGCCUUCUGUGGCGCUCUGUUCGGCAUCACUUCCAUGAUGACGCUGACCGCCAUCGCCGUGGACCGCUGCCUGGCCAUCACGCGGCCGCUGGCUCUCCUGGGCGGGCUGGGCGGGCGGCGGGUGGCGGCGGUGGUGGUGGGAGUGUGGCUGUACUCUCUGGCCUGGAGUCUGCCGCCAUUCUUUGGGUGGAGCGCCUACGUCCCCGAGGGCCUGCAGACGUCCUGCAGCUGGGACUACAUGAGCUUCACAACCGCCGUUCGUACCUACACCAUCCUGCUCUUCACCUUCGUCUUCUUCAUCCCGCUGGCCGUCAUCGCCGGCUGCUACUUCGCCAUCUUCCGUGCAGUGCGGCAGGCGGGGCGCGAGGUGGAGCGGCUGAGCUGCGGCGAGGCCAACAAGGCGUACGAGCGUCUGCGCACCGAGUGGCGAAUGGCGAAAGUGGCUCUGGGAGUGAUCGUGUUGUUCAUCGUGUCCUGGUCGCCGUACUCCGCCGUCGCUCUGACUGCCACCGCCGGCUACGCCCACCUGCUGACUCCAUACAUGAACUCAGUCCCCGCCGUCAUCGCCAAGGCCUCCGCCAUCCACAACCCCAUCAUCUACGCCAUCAAGCACCCCAAGUACCGAGCCGCCAUCGGCCGCUACGUCCCAGUGCUGGGCCCGAUGCUGAGGCUGCAGGAGAAGGACCUGCGCUCGUCCCUCAGCUCCAGCGUCGCUUCGUCUCGGUGCACGACGUCCGUCCCGCUCGGCGCCGUCCCCCGGGGGACGAGCCGCCCGUCCUCGGCAUCCGACAGCGAGUCGUGUUGGACGGAGAGCGAAGCCGAUGGAUCCAUUUCCGGGUCCAAUCUCUUCAACCAGCUGGUGUCCACCGAGGUCCCUGAACCGGACCGUUCGACGGGGGCACUGUGACGGACACCUGCUGAGGCUCCGCCCACAACAAGGACAAAGACUGCGACCAAAGGACUCUGAUUGGAAACGUCACCAUGAUGUCACUUUCAGUUGCCAUGGCUACGAUGCUAAGCCUGAACGUUGAGCUUUGGUGCUGUAGUGUGUGAUCUACCACCAGUGAUUGAUUGAUUGAUUGAUUGAUUGAUUGAUUGAUUGAUUGAUUG
Molecule: messenger RNA, 1585 nt
Organism: Mugil cephalus (flathead mullet)
Lineage: Eukaryota; Metazoa; Chordata; Actinopteri; Mugiliformes; Mugilidae
Gene: opn4.1
Product: opsin 4.1
Exons: 1
Coding region: 87-1382 (431 amino acids)
Biological process (GO): visual perception; G protein-coupled receptor signaling pathway
Cellular component (GO): membrane
Molecular function (GO): G protein-coupled receptor activity
Source: RefSeq, a predicted model, not a curated record